Notechis scutatus (mainland tiger snake) is the source of this 8106-nucleotide messenger RNA. Lineage: Eukaryota; Metazoa; Chordata; Lepidosauria; Squamata; Elapidae. The record is from RefSeq and is a predicted model, not a curated record.
UGGAAUUUCUCCGCUGGAAAGAAGCAGCAGAGCCCGAUGGAGCCUCCGUCUACCUCUCUCGGGUGCUGCUGCUGCUGCUGUCCGAGGUUGGGAGGGAGACGCAGGCGAGGCCGGAGAAGGAGGGAGGAGGAGAGAAAGUAGCAAGGGAAACGUUUAAAAAGCCUCUGUGUAUCAUGAUAUUUCACAAGACAUGGUUGUUAUCAAGACUGAGAAGGUGGAUGAAGGCUGCAGUAAUGAUGGAGGAAACUGCGAGGCCCAGGAGUCUCAGCCUUCUCCUCUGGCCCUGCUAGCAGCCACAUGCAGCAGGAUUGAAUCUCCCAAUGAGAACUCUGAUGGUUUACAGGGGCAACAGGGAGGCUCAAGUGAACUGGACCUUGCUGCUGCAACUCAAAUCUCCCAAAGUGCAAAUGGCUGGCAAAUAAUUUCCACUGCUCCUGGAACGUCUGAUUCUCCCAAAGAUUUGGGGAAUAGCGGCAAUGAAGACAACGAUUCAUCAUCCAAAAACCGAGCUGCCACCACUGGGCAGUAUGUGGUUGCUGCCACCCCAAAUAUGCAGAACCAACAAGUUCUGACGGGCUUAUCAGGGAUGUUGCCGAAUAUUCAGUAUCAGGUGAUUCCCCAGUUUCAAACUGUGGAUGGGCAACAGUUGCAGUUUACCACUGCUCCCACUCAAGUGAGUGUCCAGCAAGAUGCCUCUGGCCAACUGCAGAUAAUUCCAGGAACUAACCAACAGCUCAUUACAAACAGGUCUGGCACAGGCAAUAUCUUGGCUGCCAUGCCAAAUCUUCUGCAGCAGGCUGUCCCCAUUCAGGGAGUAAAUGCUCUCUCAGGGCAAACCCAGUAUGUCACUAACGUCCCCCUGGCUUUGAACGGCAAUAUCACCUUAUUGCCUGUCAACAGCAUUGCUGCCAGUUUGGCCCCCACAUCUCAGUCAGUUACUCUAAGCAAUUCUAGCUCUCCGGAGAAUAGCGCUCAGACAGUUUCUGUCACGUCAAUCAGUUCCUCAAGUAUGGCUGCGACUCAAGGCAAUACCGCCUGUUUUUUCACCAAUGCUAACAACUACAGUGCCACUACCACCACCAGUAAUUUGGGCAUCAUGAAUUUUUCUACUGGCGGCAGUGUGGGGACAAACGUUCAGGUGCAGGCGCCAGGGAGGACAAACAGCACUCAGAAUGCCGAUGCUGUGCAAGUUGCAGUCCAACAAGGACAACAGAAAGAUAUUGAUCAAAACCAGCAGCAGCAGCAGCAGCAGCAGCAGAUCCUAGUGCAGCCUCAACUUGUUCAAGGAGGACAAGGCGGCCAGACCUUUGCUCCUCAAGAUGCCCUGCAGAACCUGCAGAUCCAGGCCCUCCCCAACACUGGUCCGAUCUUCAUUCGAACGCCCACUGUAGGGCCAAAUGGACAAGUCAGCUGGCAAACUAUUCAACUUCAAAACCUUCAGGUCCAAAAUCCGCAAGCUCAGACAAUCGCUUUGGCUCCCGUGCAGGGGGUGUCCCUGGGGCAGACGGGGAGCACCAGCACAACACUCACACCGAUAGCUUCGGCCUCUCUACCCAGUGGCACAGUCACUGUAAAUGCCGCUCAGCUAUCCUCUGUACCGGGCCUUCAGACCAUCAACCUUGGGGCCCUGGGAUCUGGCAUCCAAGUUCAUCAGCUGCAAGGGCUCCCUCUCACCAUAGCCAAUGCCUCUGGUGAUCAUAAUACCCACCUUAGCCUCCAUAGUACUGCUGGUGAUGGGCUGGCUGAUGAUGGAACCACUCUGGAAGAAGGGGAAGGUAGUCCAGAUGCCCAGCCACAGCAAGUCCGAAGAAUGCGCAGAGAAGCCUGCACCUGCCCUUAUUGCAAAGACAACGAUGGCAGAGGCUCUGGGGACCCUGGCAAAAAGAAGCAGCACAUCUGCCACAUCCCAGGCUGUGGGAAAGUGUACGGGAAGACAUCUCAUCUGCGAGCUCACCUUCGAUGGCAUACUGGUGAACGGCCAUUUGUUUGCUCAUGGACGUAUUGUGGCAAGCGUUUCACACGCAGUGAUGAGCUACAACGACACAAGCGAACACACACUGGAGAGAAAAAAUUUGCCUGCCCUGAGUGUCCCAAGCGCUUCAUGAGGAGCGACCAUCUUUCCAAGCACAUCAAGACCCACCAAAACAAGAAGGCAGGCGCUCCCAACAGCGUGGCUAUGGACGUCUCUGCAGUCGCCAUUGAUGCGAAUGCUUCUACCGAGAGCACCGGUGGGGCAACACCUUCAGCCCUCAUUGCAACCAACAUGGUGGCCAUGGAAGCCAUCUGCCCAGAAGGCAUUGCACGCCUUGCAAGCAGUGGCAUCAAUGUCAUGCAAGUGGCUGAUCUCCAGUCGAUCAACAUCAGUGGCAAUGGAUUCUGAGGAUCUGUCUGAUCUUGUACAAACGUGAGAGUCUCAAGAUCCAAGAGAUGCCUUUCACGACAGAAGUGUGACGGAAGAUGGGGACUCCGCUGCCACAUAUAGCUUUCAGAUACUAUUUCUGUCUCCCAGGAAUAUUGUGUGCAGAAUAAGGUCUGCUUGCUGUAUAGGUCAGCCUGGUGAUGCCUAGAAUGAAUACUUGGGAAAUGGGAAUGGCCCAGAACUGAUUAAUUAAUUUUUAUUUUGCUUUUUCUUCCCCUCCCCCAUUAGGUCUCUUCACCUUUAUUAGGUACCCCAAUGCCAUCAUGCCUUGGUUCUAAAUGUAUAUGAUCAUUGAAAUACUUUUUAGCAGAAAAAAAUCUAUAUUAUUAUUGUUAUUAUUGUAAUUAUAUAAAAUUAUAAAAUAUGUUUUUUUGGAUGAAAGAGAUUAAAAAGUGCUGCAACCAAAGUCUUUGGUUGUAGUUCAGAUGCCUUAACUUGGAACUUAUUGAGCUGUUAAACGGCGCUCAGGCUUAUGUUCAGAUGCUAUAUUGCAUUUUAAUUGUAACUAUAAAAAUAUAAAUUUAGCUUUUCUUAUGCUUAACUUUUGUCUCCCCCCCCCCCUUCCCCAAUGUUCUGUUCCUUACUUGAUUAGACUCUCAUACAAAAAAAAAAGUUACUUCCUGAUAAUUUCCACUUUUCUCUAUUUGGAGAAAGGAGUGUCUAUUUAAGUCCCUGUCGCCUUUUUUUCUACCCAAAGUGGUAGGGUCCAUGACCCACUGUGCGUUCUGAACUUGCAAGGGAAAAUGAGCCUUAGGAAAGAUGAAAACGUGACACACAAUUUACGUUCCUUGCCUUCCAAAUGCAUGAAUUCAACUUUUAGCCUAAGGGGGAUUCUUUCCAGUUCCCAGUGUAAAGCAGUGAAUCCUCUUUGUUUAAAAAUAUUUGUGCAUGCAUACAAUCCAGGGGAACUGAACACCAGGAGUGCUGGAGAGGUCUCUAUAUGUGUUUUGGCUCAACUCAAGCCAUUUUACUACAGUGCAAGUUGGAACUAUAGUAUUGGACUCUGUUGUGCUUUGUUUAAGAUCUUGACAAAUGUUAUGGCCAUGUAGUUAAAGGGGAAAAAAAGAAGUCUGGGUUCUUUUAGCUUGAGAUACUGCAUUGCUGUGAAACACUAAGGGACUUGCCCAGGUCUUUCCAAAUUGACAAAUGAUCCAAUAUUUGGCUCAGGUGCUGGGCACUCCAUUGAGAAUAAACUAUGAAUUGGCUUUUGUAUCUCCUAUUUGUAACUUCUUUUUAGCAAUUUAGUGCUUGCUAGCCAGCUUGCUCCCUUUCCAAGGUUACAUACACCCUUAUGAGAACAAUUAUAAGGAAAUUGCAACAAAGGGAACUAAAGUGGAAGUUCAGAUACCAAAGAAAUAAGUGAAGAAAGCCAGUGCUUAGGAGAUUUUAAAAAAAGUGAUGGGGAGAAAAAGUGAUGCUUGAGAGUAGUUGUGGAAUCUCUGUUAAGGAACGGGGCCUUAUGACACUCGCCUCCACCCCAGGAAGUCUUCAGACAGUUCAGGAUUUGUUCCUAAAAUCUCUUCUGUUUAGAGUGAACCACUUAGACAAAUUGUUCAGUACCUUACCAGGUUGAUCAGUCCUAUGUCCUUUUCCCUCUGCUACUUAAAACAAGCAGCUCCACAGGUAGCGUGACAGAUUUUGUUUUAUUAAGUAUUGAGGGAAAUUUUUUAAUUGUUACAUAGCCUUCAUGAAGCUCCUGCCUCUUGCAUACUUCAGUGCUGGUCAUGUGCAUGGUGAAUUUCUAUGCCCCAGAAAGUUCACAAAGGGUCCAUGAAUUGUUGCUGGGGUAUUAUAUAGCUGGCCAUUAUUUCCGUUGCUUUGCUCUGAACUUCUCUCGUCGCUUCACUCCUCAGUAGCUUAAAAGCCAGUUUAUUGUUGUUUUUCCUCUGCCUUCAUUAUAAAGUGUUGUGUUGGUAACAUUUUGAUGCCCCUCUUGCCAUGUCCUGUUCUGUUUUCCUUUUAUUGUGUUGACCCUCCUCCUCUCUUGCCUCCAUCUGGAGCCGUGUACCAGAAUCAUAUGAUUUAUAUAUCUAUAUCUAUAUAUGUAUGUAUGCAUGUUGCAGUGGUUUAGCAGAGCUGAAUUACAACAUCAUUUUCAUCAGGGACAGGGAGAAAAGAUCAUCAUUUUUCCUUCCUCAGGACAACAUUCGAGUUAAGAUUAACAGUCCCCAAAAUUGUCCAGGUGCUUGCAUCUGCAGAUCCUUACCUGGAGUUGGAUAACGCUUUCAUGAUCUUGUGUGAGUUUUUAAUAAGAAUAUUCUUGUUUCACAAAUGCUGCUGGUUGAGCUGAGAGAGGAUGGAAACAAGACCAAAAAGCAUAAGCAUCUUAAAGCGUAUCAAAAACAGAAAAGCCAUGGUGUAAAUCGUUGACUUCUAUAGUGGUUGUGAAUUAUUUGCACUGGUGAAUUGCUUUUGCCCAAUUUGUAUUGGCUGAGAUGAAAUGAUCACUCCUUGCUUAGCCUUUUCCCUUUUUCUCUAUGAUUUCUUUAUUCAUUUUGAUGGAUUGGAUUGUAAAGGGCAGACUUAUACGAGUAAUGUAAGAAACAUACAGCAAACAUAAGAAACCUACAACAAAUAUAAAGGAAUGUACAACCAGGAGGACUGAGUAAGUAUGUAACUCGAGCAUUUUAUGAAGAAAGAGUUUCCUUGUCCAGAAAGUAGGGAUUUGUGAUCUUAUAUUGCUGUUAGAUUAGAGGUAAAGCAGAUUGUAUUUCUAACACAGUGCAACUCAAAAACAAGAUAAUAUUUUAGGGUCUUGGAGUUGGAUGUUCCAGAGUCUUCAAGUACUGUAAUACCAUUACUGAAAUAAUUGGAUAAAGGCAUUAUUUGCCAUAGCGAAGGGAGCUUGAUGUUCUAGAUCAGGAGUCUCCAACCUUGGCAAGUUUAAGACAUUACACAAUAUGUCGGAUUGCAGGAUAGAUAGUUCCCACUUUCUGAAAGAAUCGUUGUUUCUUUUCCCCUUUAAACUUCCCUAUAAUGCCAGAUCGUGCUUGUUAAUAGCAUCCAUUAUCAAGUAUCUGUUUUCCUAGCAGAUGUGGUGUUAAUGGAAUGCUGCUAUGACCUAAUCAUUUUUCUUCUGCUACAGAAAAUUACCACUAGCAUUUUCUCAAGUGCUACACUGGUCUGUAUAAAAGCCUAUCUAUUCACAUUUACACAUUUUCGCAGCUGAGGAAACAGCAUCCUUUUUUUAAAAAAAUGCACUGGAUAGUUUUUGUUAUUUUGAGCAUUGCUUUCUCACUCAGUUCAGUGUGACUUGUGGAAGGAAUCCAUCUUUCAUCUGUAAAUGAUUAUUAUUUUUUGUGUGGUCUUAACAGACUUUCUGAGUCUGGUGUCUCAGGUUGCCCAUCACAGAUUUAUGAGUCUCUCUCUUCUCAGCUCCUCCUGUUUGUUUUCUAAAGAGCAAUAUUUAGUUUACAGCUAUUGCUACAAGUCAGGAAGCCAGAAGGAGGGUUCCCGGUUAGUGAUAGAAAUCCAAUAAAUCUGUGAAGCGUGAACCCUUAAGGGAAGGGAAGAUGCUAUUAUAAAUCUCUUUACUUUCGAAGGGCAGAAAUAAGGAGAGAGGGUGAGCAUUUUUAUUUGUAAUAAUCUAAAUCUUAAAAAUGAACUGGGUGCAUGGAAGAAUUCUGUUUGGGGAAUAAUACAGAAUUUGAGGUCCCUUGGUAGAUGGCAGUAUUUGUUUCUCUUAAGUAGUGUAAACAAUAUCUCAUUGCAGCACCCGGUGACAAUUACUAUUGUGCCUCUUUUUUUUUGGUCAUACGCUUUUUCUGUGUUUCUGCUAGAAUUGAACGUAUUUUCUGCAAUGUCCAAAGUAAAUGUUUAUGCAUGGUAUAUGCCAAAUAUUUAGCAGAGUAUUGCGGAAAGUGGUCUUUACAAAGAUUAUAUAUUGCAUAGUAGUAUUGAAUUCCUUACGUAUGUAUCCCUCUUCCCGCCAUCACCCUGAUCUAAAAAUGCUGUUUUGGUUUUCAACCAAGCAGAGAAAUAUUCAACUCAGGUCAUUUUUUUUUAUUUCAUGUGUAAAUAAUAUUGUCUGAAAUAGGCUCUUAUAUGUACUAUCACUGAACAUAAUAGCAGUUACAGAAAAAUUGACAGAAGAACAUGUAGUAAGUGCCUUUCCUGGAACUCAAAAAAAAAAAAAAAAGUCAGAAUCAAAAGUGGAAAUGGAAAUUAUCAUUGGCUUGAGACCACCUCGGUUGCCUUUUUGGUAAGCCUGUGACACUUUCAAUAGCACUGUAUUAAAUUUGUAAUUUUGCAUUUCAUUUAAACUCCUGAUUAGUUGUUUUUAAAUGUCCUGAGACAUGAAUUGGCACCAGUACUGUAGCAUCACUUAGUUUUUUCUUCUGUCGUAAAAGAGAUUUGUUGCAUUAUUUGGUUUUAGCUCAGCAGACAAGAACUCAGAUCUUUAAAGUCUUAAUGUAACCACAACUGUUUACUACGUCUGCUUUGAAUGCAUAAGAGAUGUGUGCUAUUUGAAAUGGUGCCCUUGGAGAAAUUUGAUCUCUCCACAUGGGCAGCCAUGUAGGAAUGUCUUUGGUGCAGAAGGAUCUGGCCUACCUUCUGUUUCUCCCCUCCCCCCCCUUUCUCUUUUUUUUAAAGUGUUGUCCACACUUUUAAGCGGCAGUGGCAUCCCCAUUUGGGGCCACCAUUUUUCCAUUGUUCAGUUUUGUUUUAUAACAUUGUUUGCAGUGACUGUUCUUGUGACCCAGUCAGAAUGAUAGCGUGAUCCUUGGUUAACUGCUGGGCUGAGAAUGUCUGUUGCUUCCAAAAGAUGGCCUCUGCUUACAAAGGGGACACACACACACACACACACAAACUAAAAUAACAUCCUUUUCUGUGUGUAUAUAUGCUCAGAACAAAGCUUAGUUAUUUGUAUGAUCAGCACUAUUGGUGGACUUGAGUUGUGUUUUGUUUUUUUUAAAUAAAAGGAGCAUCCCUUUCUGGAGGCUAUUUCUUUAGGGUGAGGUUUGUUGUCUUACUGAAUACUUUCCCAUCCCAGAUGGAAGGGCUUCAUGAAUUUUGAAAAUGACUGUCCAGUGAGAGAGGGCAGGGUAAGCCAUUUAUUGGACGCAUGCUGCAUGUGUGAAUGUGUCUCAAUUCUAAGAAUAUUAAUUGAGGAUCGUUUAAACAUGUAGUUGCAAGCUGAGUCUUGGAAAAGCUUUACUGAGCCGCUGUUAAUACAAACUGGCCUUAAUAUAAAAUGUGUACAUAAAAGGAACCUCCUUCUUCCAGAUGGUAAAAAUUUGUUUAAUUUUUAUAUUAUCUUCAAAUUACUUGCAAUGCUGUUUUGGAAUAAAAUGUGCCUUUCCUUUUAUAAACAAGAAUUGUAUAUAGUUAAGCCAAUGCCAUCAGCCUUAAGAGAUCUCUAGCAUUUUGUGCCUUGAGCCAGACUUUUCUAUAUUAAAAUCUUGUCACAAUCCAGUUUAAAUGGUCCACGAGUGUCCAGUAAUUAAUUUAAUUUUCUUAAUCCACUGGCAAAAGGAUGAGCACUUGCUUUUCACAUAUUCUGUGGUGAUGGUUGGGCAGGAGGGAAUUUCGGCUCAGAUUCCAUUAAACAAUGCAUGUGCUUUUACAUCAUCUCCAACAGAUAGUAAUUCCCUUCCAUGGUUGCCUUUAUAUUUUUUCCCAGGAAGUGAGAAGUGAUCUAAGGUGGAUGCAUUUUUUUUUAAUUAUUACUUUUGUUUUUUUUCUGG